AUGAAGAUUGCCUGCAUCACAAUACUUCUUGCUACCGAAGCCUCAGCAUUCUUGGGCAUUGGCGAACCAAUGCAACGUGCGCCGUUGCUGGAUGAGAUUAUGAAGUCGAAAUCCAUUGAGAAACUCUCCAUCAAUCUUGAUGUUGGAGGAAGCAAAGAGGAAUCUCACAUUGUCAUCCGCGACACUAUCUUCGACUUUCACCUGGGAGCACCGCUGGAACAUCAUGUCUCCUUGCCCGGAAUCAAUGGGCCACACCCCAGUGUUUCAAGUGGUGCUCAAAAUCUGGAAGUCAUCAAUGGUGGCCACUUUGUGUCCAUGGCAGGUACUCAAGAUGUCAAGUUGGCCAACAGCUGCUGGGAGAUCAACUGGAAGAAAGAUACCCCAGCUGGAGCGCUAAUUUGCGGCUUUGAGGUCAUGGAAGACUACGAACGCAACGAGGCUACACUCACCAAGGGCAGAACUUAUCUGACCUUCCCCAUCUGGAACCAAGAAGGCCUCGACUAUGCUCGUGAACAGAAAGCGGAUGUGAUGGAGAGAGCUGAGGCAGCCUUGAAAGAAAAGGACGACGAGAUGCACAAGAUUUCAGAGACAAAUAAUCCUCUCAUGAAAGCCCUUCACUACCGUAAUGCUUACGCAGCAGUUGAGCGAUAUUCGCUUAUGCCAGUCAAGAGAAUGGAAAUGGUUCCUGGUGACGAUGAGGUGCUGAAGCUUCGUAAUGACCUCUUUCUGACAACAAAAGGCUUGAUCUGGACCAAGGUUCUACCAGCUGGAAGGCAAGUCCUGCUUGGUACUGCCACCAUCUCAGGUACUGUGAGCGACGAGUAA
Molecule: messenger RNA, 825 nt
Organism: Cylindrotheca closterium
Lineage: Eukaryota; Bacillariophyta; Bacillariophyceae; Bacillariales; Bacillariaceae
Source: the annotation of a GenBank genome assembly